AUGUAUAUUGCUCGGGACAUGUCAAAUGGAAAUUGGUGGUUUUAUUUUGGAACAGCAGCAGUUGGAUUUUGGCCUGCAAAAAUAUUUACUAGCUUAAAGGGAUUUGCAACAAGUGCUGAAUAUGGAGGAGUUGUGUACAGUCCUCCUGGAGUUCCAGAACCACCAAUGGGCAGUGGCUAUUUUCCUAUUGGAGACCUUAAAAAAGAUGCAUAUUGUAAGAAGUGUACAUUCUUGACAGAUAAAAAUCAAACUAUGUCUUUAGAUGAACUUUUAGUGAAAUUAUAUGCAAACAGUCCAAACUUAUAUAGGGUGACUGAUUAUCCAAACUCUGGGGUUGUAACUGGGAAUUUAGUGUCAUAUGGAGGACCAGGUGAAGAAUAA
This is a messenger RNA of Nicotiana tabacum (common tobacco), 381 nucleotides long. NCBI's taxonomy places the organism in Eukaryota, Viridiplantae, Streptophyta, Magnoliopsida, Solanales, Solanaceae. The record is from RefSeq and is a predicted model, not a curated record.